AUGAAGCCGAUCACCGCUAUUACUGCAGCCCUGGCGUUGCUCUCGGGCGCCGCUGCCCUCGACAUCCAGAAAUCCGUCAUCAUCAGUUACCCGCCCGAGACUCCCGACUCGGUUAUGACCCAAGCCAAGAAGGCCGUCAUCGACGCCGGCGGCAUCAUCACUCACGAGUAUAAGAUGAUCAAGGGCUUUGCGGCCAAGGUCGGCGAGAAGGUCCUCGAGACGGUCUCGGCCAUGGGUGCGAAGUAUCAGGUGCUCGUUGAGGAGGAUGUUGAGGUUCACGCGGUUGGUGGUCUUUGA
Thermochaetoides thermophila DSM 1495 is the source of this 297-nucleotide messenger RNA. RefSeq names its product endopeptidase inhibitor-like protein. Bases 1 to 297 code for a protein of 98 amino acids. Gene Ontology annotation, biological process: vacuole fusion, non-autophagic. Gene Ontology annotation, molecular function: endopeptidase inhibitor activity. Lineage: Eukaryota; Fungi; Ascomycota; Sordariomycetes; Sordariales; Chaetomiaceae. The transcript is spliced from 2 exons. The record is from RefSeq and is a predicted model, not a curated record.